UUUCAAUCUCGUCCGAGACGUUUAUAGCUUCCUGUAAAUUCCUCGAUACAUCGUUAGCGCGUAAAAUACGGGUCAACAGAGAAGAGAUCAAACGUGGAAAAUCAUCGUAGCUCGUCCGAUUUCUCGCAUGACCAGAAGCCCAGAGAUUGCAUCUCUAGAAUUAUCGUAGAAUUCUUUCGAUUGGCUCUUCUCUCUUUUUUGUCUUUUUCUCUGUUAUUCAUGCGAGAUGGAAUAUGUGAAAAAUCGAGAGACAUAGAAUAUGUAUAGUAAAUUGCGACGAUUGUAUAUACAUAUAAAUAUAUUGUUUAAUGAUGUCAGCGUUGAGGGGUUGUUACGCUCUGUCUCGGCGUCACAAGUAUUGAUCUCCACGAAGCGACUAUGCGAAUGAAGUAUAUGCGUUUCUCCGAAAAAUUUCGGAAAUAGAUUUUUAUCUCUCUCUCUCUCUCUCUCUCUCUCGUUCAUUCUUCCUUCCUUUCUUCAACAGGCUAUUUAUUAUUCCACCCUCGUUUUGUUACGUUGACGUUUUUUCACGAGCUAGAUCGUACGAGUUAUCUAAUAUAUGCGUACGUGCAUGUGCCUGUCCAUUAGAAAAAUUUCUAUUACGUAAUCUGCAGAUACAUUCAAAUGUUACAACCUUUUCUUUAGAUUUUCACUCAAAAAUCUUUCAAUACGUAGAACGAUUCGUUAGUUCGAUCUGAGAUAGAUUCAUAUUCUCUUUUCGUUUAUUUCCUCGCUUUCGUCGUUCCUUCAUCGUUCCUCUCUCUCUCUCUCUCUCUCUCUAUAUAUAUAUAUAUAUAUAUAUAUACAUAUAUACAUAUAUACAUAUUUCUCUCCCCUAUUGGAAUCCCGCCGCGUCAAGGGUCUCGCACCAAUGCGUUGGAGCACUUAACGUAAAACACAUUAGCAUAUUCGGUGGACCCUGAAUUUUGCUGUCGCUGCAAGUCAGUUAACAAAGUCAGGUGGUUCGACCGAAACUAGUUUAUUAUACUGUACGUAUUCCCUUUGAUAUCACGCGUGUACGCGUACAGAUAUAUAUUUCAUCUUCGUUCGCGCCCAGAAGAUACGACCCUUGUAUGUGUAUUUUCUUCCAACGACGAAUAAAAUAUCUUAAAAAUAAUAAAGUCGCUAAUCCGUACUUGAUCGAUAUCCGACAAUGAGAAUCGAUUAUUUAAAGUUGGACGUUUUAAUUUCACAACGGUAACGGUGCAAGCUUCGGAGCACCGCAUGUUGCUCGAUCGGAUAGAAUAAUGGGGAAAGAUCAAUCGUACGUACAUAACAUCUCUCCAACGACAGACAACUAAUUUUGCCGAUAGAAAUAUAUUAGGCUGCAAGGAGGAGUCAAAGGAUAACCUUUCCUCGCAAUUAUCCAAUUAUUGACGUCCGACAAAAGGAUCUCCUCCUCCUCCAUCAUUGAAACAAUUUAGAAAAUCACGUUUCCUAAUAAAUGGCUUUCUCCUUUUUUGCUUUUCGAUGAAAAAUUGAGAAAGGAAACUCGAUUUUUAUGAGUACGCGUUAUGACAAUUGUUAAAAUUUCAAGGAAAGAAAAAGAUAGAGACGCUUAGACCCCUCACAUUAUACACUACGUAAAUAAAACUCCGUGUCAGAUCCGAGGAUCUAACGAGCGUGGAAUCAUUAGUCGAUAAGAUAAAAAGAAAUUCGAUGAAUUCAUGGUGCUUCGAUCUUCAUGGGUGAAGAAACAUAUGUACGUGCUCGUAACCCGAAGAGAUCCAUUGGGAAUGAUUCGUGGUAGGUAUCGUGGGAGGUUGACGCGAUGGAGGAGAUCAUCAAGUACACGAUCAAAUGUUUACUCAAUGACGGACUGCUUGGUUGCUUCGUCAAUUCGAUCAUUUUGAAUAAUAGAUUGAUCAAGAUAUGCCAAGAAUUGGACGCCUUGGGUUUCGAUUCGAACGUCUUUAAUAAUUUCUAUUUUUCGAGGGGACAUCGUGAGAAAGAUUGCGUGUUAUUAGAGAAAGGAAGAAGAAGAAGAAGAAGAAGAGACGGAGAAAAAAUGAGAAAAAAAGAGGAGGAAGAAAAGAGUCGAGAAGAUUUUUCUCUUGAUCUUAGGGCAGAAGUUAUUUUAGGAAGUAAGAAAGUAUCUGCAGGAUCCAUCUAUCCGUUGAACGGAAGUGCUUGUAAAAGAGCAGCUACUUAUGAUUCUCCUAGCAACGAAAAAAUCGAUCGUAACGAACGUAUGAAAUCGCAGGGCACCUUCGAAUCAACCCUGGACCAUUAUUCCUGUCGAUUGGAAAAUUCUUCCAACUUGUCCGACGCGGUACGCUACGCGAAUGGGAAUGAUAGUAACGCCGAUAGGAAAGUCAAAGGGAAAAAAUGUCGAAAUUUAUUUGUGCCGUGGGACUGUCGUUGUCGUCGUCAUCGUCGUCGUAGUUGUCGUUGUUGCCGUCGUUGCUCGAUGUCGUUAAAGCCACGGAUGAGAAGACAACGUCGUUUAUCUUUGCCCUUUAAAGCCGACGAUGUGACGAGGGAGAUUUUCAAGGUCGAUCCAACUCUCCUCCUCUCAGGCGAAUCUUGUCUGAUCGCGACUAAAAGAAAAUUCGAAAUGGGAAUAUUGAGCGUUUGUUCCUGCCUUAACGACGUCGUUCGAAAAAUAUUCAGCGAAACUUCUAUCGUGGAGCUACGUUUGAUUUUGGACAUUCGUAAAGAUUACAUCACCUUCAAAUUGACAGGUAGAAGAAGUCAGGAGGCGAGGUCCUGUCUCUUGUUUGCGAAUCGAGUCCGAGUACCGAUCCGUCAGAGCGUGCACAGGCUAGACGUCGGGAUUAUUACCAAAGGCGAUAUUGGCCCGAUCGACCAAGGUAUAAUAUUGAACAUCGACGAGAAUAUAAAGGAAAAGGAUGAUUCAUCGAUCGAAGGAAAAGAAGAGGAUGAUGAGAUGAAAGGGAAAAGGAAGGUCCUAACGGAGAAUAUCAGUGACGAUUGUACGACAAGUAAACGACUCGAUGUUGAUCCUACGUGUCUUUCGAACGAAGACAUUUUAUUCGAUCGAACUGUCUUCUGUCGUCCUUCUUGCGAGACUCCGAUCGUCCUGUCCCAUCAUCGGUCGAUCGACGAAAACGCGAAUAUUUUGAAUCCUUGUUCGUCGAAUAUUUCCAAGAACAAGGAUGACACGUUGAAUUUGACAAAGUCAUCAAAGGAAGAGGAAGAGGAAGAGGAAGAGGAAGAGGAAGAGGAAGAGGAAGAGGAAGAGGAAUUGAACGAAGACGUUUGCGCCCAAAGGCUUUGCAGUUUGGUAACCAAAGAUGAGAUCGUUCGUACGGUCGAGACGAGAGAAGAAAAGGAAGAAAUCGUUAUUAGCAGUUCGAUGAGCAUGGACAGUUUAACGAGGAGGAAAGAAGUAUUACUUUCUAAAGAAGUAGCGAACCUCGAUGAUUGUGACUCGAGAUGUUCCUGCCGUUCGAAAGUUUCUUCAUUUUCGUACGCGGGACGAAAAAGCGAGGAAAAGCUUCAAGGUGCGUUGGGAGACAAGAUCGAACGAGUAGAGAAUUCAUCCGUGAUUGGUGAAAAGGAUAUUCGAAGGGAGCAAGAUCACGGGGUUCAACUCUGUCCGAUCGAAAAAAGAGAAAAUCAUAGGGAGGAUCAUAGGGACUUUGUAUCGUUGUCGAUUCAAACGUCAAGAACGAGGUAUUGCGCGAACGCUAGUUCGACCGUUAUAGUCGCAGCCGAUGGCAACGAUAGAAGGAAGGGAUCAGGAUCGCGAACGAAAGUAAGAGAAGGACGACUUCGCGAUAAAGAGUCGUCGAGAACGACUCUUUAUUUUAAAAUGCCGAGGAGGAAAAAGGAGGGUGGAUUUUUAGAAAGCGAUUGCAAGAAACGCUUCCUCGUGGGAAAAUAUAAGAAUCGUUUGCCAUACGUUUCUACCUGUAGGAAAUGUUUCUAUAAUCGAAAGCGAAGGGAGCUUUCGAGUGGCGAGCCAUGGAUCUCGAGAAUAGAAAAUUACGUUGGCUUUCGAGAUUCGAACUUGUUUUCAAAGAGUUUUUACGGCGGGAGGAGAUCCAUUGGCCGGCUUAGAAACAUGCUCCGCGCGAAUUUACGAAGAUUAAUGAAGAGGGGUAAAGCCGAGGUAAACGUCGAGGGGACUGCCGAUCGCUCCGGAGGACCGUCGAGGAAGGAACUUUAUCGAAGGGGAGAAAACGGAAGAGAUAGGAAAGGAACGAAAGAUGGAUCUCCGUUCUCAAACGGUCAAAUUCCGAACUAUUUCGAUCGUAUUACGAUUUACGAUUUACGAUCGUCCUUCGACGAUCGUUCCUCAAAAGUUCGCCGAUCGACGAUCCAUUCCCUAUCGAAAUUCAAAGAAGGAUCGCCAACUCGCCGGGAUUAUUUAUAUAUACCGAUUGGUCCACGACGAUCGAACAAAGGAAGUAUUAAACUCGUCGACGGAUUUACGUCUCGUUCUCGUAAUCGCGAUCUCGUUGGCACGACGAAAUUCCUUUCCGAGAUGAAAAGAAAUUUCACGGACGUUGAAAGUGGAAGAAAAUCUAAGGAGAUACGAAAGACGUCAUGCGAAAAUAGAAAGGAACUUUUUUCGUACGAACGAUCCGUCGACGAUUACGAGAAACCUAUCAGCGAUCUUGGUUUAGAUUUUCGAUACAAGUUGGAACAAUAUGUCGCCCUAUGUAAGAACAUUAGAUAUUCUUUUUUGGAUAAUGGGAAAGGGGAGGAUGUUAGAACCAAACAAUAAAUUCUUAUUUGGCCUCGCACGAACGAGGUUGAUAACUUGCUCGUUAUUCGAGGAUGAAAGGGAAAAUUGUUAAUGAUACAAUCGAGUACGUACGACGGGGAAUAUUAGUUUUAGUUUUUCUUUUUUUCCCUCGACUCUUCAAUCCUACCGAUUUAGAAGCAACUGAAUUGAUAGUACGUACGAACCGAGGUAGAAUUGGAAAUACAAAUAUUCGCGAUAUUAUUCGCCCGAGGAGGACGAGAAGAUGAUAGUGAAAUUCGAGUUAUUCGGGUCGUAGGACUGUCGGUGGUGCGAGGAUAAAGAAUGACAGAGCUACCAUUCAGAGAACAGCAGGCAGCCUCUGGAGCAGAUCGAUAUUUCCUGGCAACCGUGGAGAGGGUGCCCACGCCGCGACCGCUUUACCCUCUGUUUGUAACAAUGCGAGUCGGCUUCUAACGUCUAGCGAUGGAUUUGAGCCAACGCACCGAUAGACAAGACUCAUCUUAAUUUCGUCGAUCACCGAACAUAUCUUUACUUACUCCCUAUCUAUUCAUUUUCUCACCUUCGACCUAUUAUAUUGUAUUAUAUUAUCGAGCGAUUAAGUAAAAUGUCCUUGCUCCUUCGUCUUAUUUAUUUUUUUAAUUUUAAGAACGAGAUAAUAAAGAGAAAUUAGAGAGGAGAAAUAAAUCCGUUCGGAUGAAAUUUUUUCGUUCCGGGAGAGAGAAAGAGAAGAAGACCAACGCGUAUAUUUUCAUUAAAAUACGACGAUCCUCCUUUUGAGAGACCUACGGUAUUUGCAUAAAGAAACGUUGAAAUUAAUUGGCAAGGGCUUUCAUUUGCCAAUGACAACGAGAGCUUGGUUCGAUCUCGUCUCAACUCUUAGUUAAUAUCCAUUUGCGAAAUCACUUCGAUCUCAACCGAUUAUUCAACAAAAUAAAAUAGUAACUUUAAGAUAGCAAAAGGUAGAAAUAUAUUUAUAACAAUAUCGUAUGUCCGAUAGAAAGCCUCGAGCUUGACCUUGUUAUAUUUGACAAAUAUCAUAGAGAAAGCUAAUCACCGACGGAUAAGGAUUAAAUAUCGAAAAAUUCAUGAGUCACGAUUGAAAUCGAUCAAAUUCGUUAUUAGAUCGAAUAAUAAGCGAAGGAAGACGAUCGGAGCUCGAUCCAAGGUACGAUCGUUGAACGUAGUUAAUACCAUUACUAUGGUUGUUUGCGCGUGCCGUUUUGUUGUUGCAAACGGUUUUCCCAUGGCAAUGUGGGUGGUCGAAGGGCAGGUGGGGUAGAAGAAGCUCCGCCUGGGGUGGCUACGAGUGGGGUCGAUGGAUAAACUCUAUU
Vespa mandarinia (Asian giant hornet) is the source of this 6009-nucleotide messenger RNA. RefSeq lists its product as uncharacterized. The record is from RefSeq and is a predicted model, not a curated record. Lineage: Eukaryota; Metazoa; Arthropoda; Insecta; Hymenoptera; Vespidae.